Molecule: messenger RNA, 1104 nt
Organism: Orcinus orca (killer whale)
Lineage: Eukaryota; Metazoa; Chordata; Mammalia; Artiodactyla; Delphinidae
Product: serine protease 44
Exons: 5
Coding region: 1-1104 (367 amino acids)
Biological process (GO): proteolysis
Molecular function (GO): serine-type endopeptidase activity
Source: RefSeq, a predicted model, not a curated record
AUGGCGUCCCGGGGCGUCCUCCGCAGCGGCGGCGGAUCCCUGGGCCUCCUGGUCUGGCUCCUGGUCCUUCAACCUCGGCUCAGUGAGGCCCGGGCGGGCGGGGAGGGGGCGCAGGGCUGGUCGGCGCUGACCUCAGGCUCUCCACCCAUCUCGCGGGGCGGCCGCGAGGACGCCAGGGCACGCCCGUGGAAGCUGCCUCCUCGAGGGCUUCCGGGAACUUCGGGGGCCACGGAAUCCCGUAUGACUGCGGCAGCCCCCGAUUUGGUGGCGUUUACCCUAGCUGCUCUAGUGUGUGGCCAUUGGACUUCAAGGGUAGUUGGCGGAAGGCCGGCCCCAGAGAGGAAGUGGCCUUGGCAAGUCAGCCUGCAGAUCAAUGAUAAACACAUAUGCGGAGGCUCCCUCAUUGCCAGUUGGUGGGUGCUGACCGCGGCCCACUGCGUAUUUGGCCAUGUGGAAUACACAGUGAAGAUGGGAGACAUACGCUUGAUGCAUACCUCCAAAAUGGCAAUCAAGGUCCCAGUCCGAGACAUGGUUAUCCACAAAUAUUUUAAUCCUAUUGGAACAGUGGGAAAUGACGUUGCCCUUGCUCUGCUUGCCUUCCCUGUGAAUUUCUCCUCGAACAUCCAAACUGUGUGCCUCCCUGAAAAGGCUUUCAUGGUCCAAGCUGGUACAGAGUGCUGGGUGACUGGCUGGGGAAAACUAGAACCAUCACAAGCAUCUACACUACUGCUUCAGGAGGCUGAGCUAAGCAUUCUUCACUAUGAGAGAUGUAAUGAGGUGCUCAAAGAAAAGAUGGAAAGUCGAUUUGACGUGGUCAAGAAGAGGGCUAUCUGUGGUACCAGCCCCACAGGGAAGGAUGCCUGCCAGGGAGAUUCUGGGGGUCCCCUGGUCUGUCAACUUAAUGACUCAUGGGUCCAGGUGGGGAUAGUGAGCUGGGGCAUUGGCUGUGGUCGCAGAGGGUAUCCAGGAGUUUUUACAGAAGUGAGUUUCUACAAGGAUUGGGUCGUUGCUAAAAUCAAUCAGGCUUCUCAUAUAGACUCAGCAGGCUACUUCAGCCUAACGCUGUGUCUGGUGCUUCCUCUGGGCGUCCUGCCGACCCCGUGA